This is a messenger RNA of Ziziphus jujuba (common jujube), 3667 nucleotides long. Its product is annotated as glycine dehydrogenase (decarboxylating), mitochondrial. Gene Ontology annotation, biological process: glycine decarboxylation via glycine cleavage system. The transcript has 15 exons. Bases 242 to 3391 code for a protein of 1049 amino acids. The record is from RefSeq and is a predicted model, not a curated record. Gene Ontology annotation, cellular component: chloroplast envelope; glycine cleavage complex; apoplast. Lineage: Eukaryota; Viridiplantae; Streptophyta; Magnoliopsida; Rosales; Rhamnaceae. Gene Ontology annotation, molecular function: glycine binding; pyridoxal phosphate binding; glycine dehydrogenase (decarboxylating) activity.
UUAUAAAUACAUAGACAAAAUCACUGGGUGUUAUCAGCAACCCCCGCCAACGCACUGGUUCACUCGCUCCAAUGGAAUAGAAACAACCAACUUGUAUAUAAAAAAAAAAGAGAAAAAAAAAAAGAAACUGUUUGUUCCUUUUGGCAGCCAACAACCCCCCUCUAUUACUAAUUACCCAUUUUGGCUUUGGCCUCUUUCUGGGCUUAACAUCGCUAGCUAGCUCUGUUGUGUAUUGUUAAUCAUGGAACGUGCUCGGAGACUCGCAAACCGGGCUGUUCUGAAACGCCUGGUUUCAGAGGCCAAGCAGUAUCGACAGAAUGAGACAGUGUUGAACUCUUCGUCUCCUGUGUCCUACACACCUUCGAGGUAUGUAUCGUCUAUGUCUUCCUGUUCUUUCAUGCGUAGGAGUUCUAGAUCAGAUUUGUUAGCUGCUAGAAAUGUGUCGUACAAUGUUGGGUCACACACCCGGUCGAUUUCGGUCGAGGCAUUGAAACCCAGUGACACUUUUCCACGCCGACAUAACUCUGCCACGCCAGAUGAUCAAUCUAAAAUGGCUGAGAUAUGUGGGUUUGGUGGUCUUGAUCCGCUAAUCGAUGCCACCGUGCCCAAGUCCAUUAGAAUCGAUUCUAUGAAGUUUUCAAAGUUUGAUGAGGGAUUGACUGAGAGCCAAAUGGUUGACCAUAUGAAAGAUCUGGCAUCCAAGAAUAAGAUAUUCAAGUCGUACAUUGGGAUGGGAUACUAUAACACCUAUGUUCCCCCUGUGAUUUUGAGGAACAUAAUGGAAAAUCCUGCUUGGUAUACCCAAUAUACUCCAUACCAGGCUGAGAUAUCCCAAGGUCGGCUUGAGUCUUUGCUUAAUUUCCAGACUGUGAUAACGGAUCUCACUGGCCUCCCCAUGUCCAAUGCUUCGUUGCUCGAUGAAGGAACCGCAGCGGCUGAGGCAAUGGCCAUGUGUGAUCACAUUCAGAAGGGGAAGAAGAAGACUUUUCUGAUUGCCAGCAACUGCCACCCACAGACUAUUGAUGUUUGCAAGACUAGAGCUGAAGGUUUCAAUCUUAAUGUUGUCACCGUGGAUCUUAAAGAUAUUGAUUACAAAUCUGGUGAUGUCUGUGGUGUCCUUGUCCAGUAUCCGGGCACCGAGGGUGAAAUUCUGGACUAUGGGGAUUUCAUUAAAAAUGCUCAUGCCAAUGGGGUUAAAGUUGUGAUGGCAACCGAUCUCUUGGCUUUGACGUUGUUGAAGCCACCUGGUGAAUUGGGAGCAGAUAUUGUUGUUGGAUCUGCUCAGAGGUUUGGUGUUCCAAUGGGUUAUGGAGGUCCUCAUGCUGCGUUCCUGGCCACCUCCCAAGAGUACAAGAGGAUGAUGCCAGGAAGAAUUAUUGGUGUUAGUGUUGAUUCUUCAGGGAAGCCUGCUCUGCGUAUGGCAAUGCAAACGAGAGAGCAGCAUAUCAGGAGGGACAAGGCUACCAGCAACAUUUGCACUGCUCAGGCACUACUUGCAAACAUGGCUGCUAUGUAUGCUGUUUAUCAUGGACCUGAAGGCCUUAAAGCCAUUGGCCAACGGGUUCAUGGUCUUGCCGGGGUAUUUGCACUUGGACUGAAAAAACUUGGGACGGUGGAAGUUCAGGGCCUUCCCUUCUUUGACACGGUGAAGGUUAAGACUGCAGAUGCACAUGCAGUUGCUGAUGCUGCCUACAAAAGCGGCAUAAAUCUGCGAAUUGUAGACUCAAACACUAUCACUGUUGCCCUUGAUGAAACAACUACCUUGGAGGAUAUUGAUAAACUUUUUAAAGUUUUUGCUUCUGGAAAGCCUGUCCCAUUCACUGCUGCAUCUCUUGCAGCAGAAGUUCAGAAUGCAAUUCCUUCUGGGCUAACGAGAGAGAGUUCAUAUCUCACCCAUCCAAUCUUUAACUCGUACCAUACCGAGCAUGAGUUGCUCAGAUAUAUUCAUAAGUUACAAUCAAAAGACCUCUCUCUAUGCCACAGUAUGAUUCCACUGGGAUCUUGCACGAUGAAAUUAAAUGCAACAACAGAAAUGAUGCCGGUGACAUGGCCUGCUUUCAGUGACAUUCACCCUUUUGCUCCUGCUGCACAGGCCCAGGGUUACCAGGAAAUGUUCAAUAAUUUGGGCGACUUGCUGUGUACCAUCACCGGGUUUGACUCUUUCUCUUUGCAACCUAAUGCUGGAGCUGCAGGAGAGUAUGCUGGGCUGAUGGUUAUUCGUGCCUAUCAUAAGUCAAGAGGGGACCAUCACCGCAAUGUGUGCAUCAUUCCUGUUUCAGCCCAUGGGACAAAUCCUGCCAGUGCUGCAAUGUGUGGAAUGAAAAUUGUCACUGUUGGAACUGAUGCCAAGGGAAAUAUCAAUAUUGAACAGUUGAGGAAGGCAGCUGAGGAUAACCGGGACAACCUUGCAGCUCUUAUGGUGACAUACCCUUCCACCCAUGGAGUGUAUGAAGAAGGUAUUGAUGAGAUAUGUAAGAUAAUUCAUGACAAUGGAGGUCAAGUGUAUAUGGAUGGAGCUAACAUGAAUGCACAGGUUGGUCUAACUAGCCCUGGUUACAUUGGAGCUGAUGUUUGUCAUCUCAAUCUCCAUAAAACAUUUUGCAUUCCACACGGAGGAGGUGGUCCUGGCAUGGGUCCUAUUGGUGUGAAGAAACAUUUAGCACCAUUUUUGCCCUCACAUCCUGUGGUUCCCACCAGUGGCAUUCCUGCCCCUGACAAGUCUCAACCUCUUGGUACAAUUUCUGCUGCACCUUGGGGCUCGGCGCUUAUUUUACCAAUAUCUUACACUUAUAUAGUAAUGAUGGGGUCCAAGGGACUCACUGAUGCAUCAAAGAUAGCAAUUCUGAAUGCAAACUACAUGGCAAAACGUUUAGAGGGUUACUAUCCUGUUCUUUUCCGUGGUGUCAAUGGAACAGUUGCCCAUGAGUUCAUCAUUGACUUAAGAGGCUUUAAGAACACUGCUGGGAUUGAGCCUGAAGAUGUUGCCAAGCGUCUAAUGGACUAUGGAUUCCAUGGACCAACCAUGUCAUGGCCAGUUCCUGGCACACUCAUGAUUGAACCUACUGAAAGUGAAAGCAAAGCUGAAUUAGACAGAUUCUGUGAUGCUCUCAUUUCAAUCAGAGAGGAAAUCGCUCUGAUUGAGAAAGGAAAGGCUGACGUCAACAACAAUGUUCUGAAGGGAGCUCCACAUCCACCAUCACUGCUCAUGGGAGACUCAUGGACAAAACCAUAUUCCCGGGAAUAUGCAGCCUUUCCCGCUUCAUGGCUCCGGGCUGCCAAGUUCUGGCCAACUACAGGACGUGUUGACAAUGUGUACGGUGACCGCAACCUCAUCUGCACCCUUCUCCCAGCUUCACAGGUUGUUGAAGAAGAGGCUGCUGCAUCUGCUUAAGUAAUCAGUUCUCAUGAACAUGAAAUCUUCAUCCCCAUCACCAUCUUCAUCUUCAUUUUCUUCUGCUGCUUCUGUAUCAUCCUCUUAUUGUUCAUUGUAUAUAAACUAUCUAUCUUCAUACAUUCUAUUACGACAGCUGUUGACAUUCAUUUCCCUGAUAAUAUAAUGAUGGUCAGCUACUCUAAUUACAACCGUUGCUAAGCUGCAACGCUUUUUAAUGUUGUAAUUAUAAUUGCUUUUCUUCUGUCCUUUAUAACAGUUGGUCUUUAGCUUUUA